AUAUAGGCAUUGGAAAUAUAGCGGUAAUUUGUAGAGGAUGAGUGUCGGAAUGAAUGGUAUCGGUAUCAAGCUCUGUUUACGAAGCGUAUAGGAAUUGGUAACGGUUUUCGCGAAUAUUCUCGACGAUAACGGCACGUGAGGCGGCCACUCUUUCACACAACAUAUGUCCCCCUUUCGCGGGCGACAAAUAUAAUAUUCCAUGCAUAGCGAGAUCGCGUCCUGCAUUAUGUCGAAACGAACGUGUUGCAUGUCCUGUGUAUGAUUUAGUUUUGAAUGUGCCAGAACGCUUUUCGGAGAAUACACGCCGAAGAGAUUGAUAUUUCUAAUAAGUAGCAGUUAUUAUCCCUUCGUGCAACGUGUAUCUCGAGUAAAAUGGCCAGCCGGGAUCCAUCCGUUUCCAAAACCGCGGACGAUCACAGUGUUGAGACACUCGCGGAAGUUUUCCGAUGUUUCAUUUGUAUGGAAAAAUUGAGAGAUGCUCAUCUCUGCCCACACUGCAGUAAAUUGUGCUGCUACAUUUGCGUUAGGAGAUGGCUCACUGAGCAACGCUCUCAAUGUCCUCACUGCAGAGCUUCACUUCACUUACACGAGUUGGUAAAUUGUCGUUGGGUCGAGGAAGUGACCCAACAGCUCGAUACAUUGCAAGCUGUUGGUUUAACUAAUUCUCGACACGAUGAUUCCAACAGAGACAGAUGUACAAUACAUCAUGAGAAGUUAUCAGUAUUCUGUUGGCCUUGUCGCAAGUGUAUCUGCCAUCAAUGUGCUCUGUGGGGUGGCACCCAUUCAGGACAUACCUUCAAGCCAUUAGAAGAGGUUUACGAGCAGCAUGUUACUCAGAUAAAGACAGAAGUAAGCCAAUUGAAUAGGCGACUCACAGAGCUGAUAAGUCUCGUUCAGGAAGUGGAGAGAAACGUCGAGUCGGUGAGAGCAGCGAAAGACGAGAGAGUCCGAGAGAUCAGAAACGCAAUAGAAUUGAUGAUAGCUCGUCUGGACUCCCAGCUGAAGGCUAAGCUGCUGACUCUGAUGGGUCAGAAGAAUUCAUUGACUUUAGAAACCGAGCAGUUGGAAGCUUUGUUACAAGAGGUGGAAUAUCAGUUGCAAAAUUGUACGCACUCCGAGUUGAUCGUCAAAAGCUCAGAAUUGUCUCGAAAGAUACAUCAAAUUCGCAAGAAACCGAUGACGAGUUUCGUUACUGCUCCAGUACCCGCUGACUUUCACAGCGAGAUUGUGCCAGGCUACGACAGUGCGACGUUUGCCAUGCAAAAUUUCACCCAGCUUCAACUGAAAGCUGACCCAGUAUACUCUGCACCUUUACAUGUGAAUGGGUUGUGUUGGAGAUUAAAGGUGUACCCAGAUGGCAACGGAGUUGUACGUGGAAAUUACUUGUCAGUGUUCUUGGAGCUCAGCGCUGGAUUGCCAGAGACUUCCAAAUAUGAAUACAGAGUUGAAAUGAUCCACCAAGGUUCUCGCGACACGAGUAAAAAUAUUGUUCGUGAAUUCGCGUCUGACUUCGAGAUCGGUGAAUGUUGGGGCUACAACCGAUUCUUCCGACUAGAUUUGCUUGCGACGGAAGGUUACUUAAAUACAAAAUUGGAUACUCUUAUAUUGAGGUUUCAGGUACGACCACCGACAUUUUACCAACGCUGUAGAGACCAGCAGUGGUACAUCAGCCAAUUGACGACGGUCCAAAAUCAAUACGCCACGCAAAUCAAUGAAUUGAAAGAAAGAUUAGCGCUAGAAAUUUCCCGUAACGCCGUGGCAGCCACCAGAGCAAGCGGAUCGACUGCAAAUGCAUCACCUUUGUCUAAGCAACAAGUUUCGGAUGAUGUGACAUCCAGUUCAAACACUACGCGGACCAUUGAUACAUAUGCCACUUCAAGUGGAACGUCAACGAGAUCGACACCUACUAUGCUCCCUGGUAAUAGUAUCAAUAGCAGCGACCAUUUGAUAUCGAUGUACGAUUUGGGCGAGAUAUCGAAUAUACGUUCUCUCGGUUCCACGACGACGUUGCCCUCAAAGACAUCAUUGAAGUCACAUCGUGCCAACAAUCUGAAUAUCGUCGAGGUCGAAGGUACUCCGCGUCGCACCAACGACGUAUCACUCGGGGAAUGCCAGGCUGCGGGAAUUCAUCCAGUCCCUUCGUCCCCCUACUCAUCGCCCAGUGUAUUGAAUCAACAACCGUUAACUUUAUUGUCUAACAACAAUGGCGGCAACAACAGUGAUCCUCUUUUAUGCGCUUCGACGUCGUCGUCGAUGGCAGGUGUGAAACAGUAUCGACUGGUGAAUGACCUGAGUGUCACGGAUGGCGAAGCUUCGCAGCGUUGCGCGAACGACGUGUCGCCGGGCGAGUGCCAGGUUGCUGGCAAUGUUCAUUCGACGCCGUCAUUCUUAUUUUCGCCAGUAAUACAUCUCUCGUCCAGUAGCAGCAGCAGCAGCGACAGUGGUGAGUUGAGCGAACAUGACAUCUAUAUGGACGAUUGCGAGCAUAAUGACACCAAUGUCACGUUGUUAGAUCUAGCGAGUGACGAGAACGACGUGGACGAUGAAACGAUGUCAGGAUUAAUAAGACGCUUUUGUGAUAAGAUAAAUGUAAUUUUAGGAGAAAAUGAUGUGGAAGUUGCAGAAUCUCUAACACCUUGGGCUCAAAACAAGCAACAUAUGAAGCAACAAAACAGAGAUUCUGUCACGGAUACAAACAGACUCAGGGAGAUAAUGUUGCUGAACCUGUUUGAGAUGCAAAACACGACUUCUUCGUGGACUCUCUGCCUCGGACAACAGGCGGAUGAGAACUGUGACUCGAGGAACUCACUCGCAUGUCUACGGCGUCAUAGUUCGAGUCCGUUUGAUUGCAACGACGUAGUGCCUACCACCACUGCGUACUCGCAUAAGCAUCAUGAGCUCGAUACGUGCAACGAGCCAAGCUUUACCGACAGGCACUCCAACUGUGCUUUCCAUUCUAAACGGCGGGUUACCGAAUUGACUCGACUGUUGAACCAACUGCCAAGCGCUUGCCAGUCGAAGCUGGCUGUGUUAACUCCUUCUAACAAUCAAACGACCCGCUCCGAACCGGCAACGCGUUCUAACUCGAUAGACUGCGAAAAAGACUUGCCGAAACUGCCAGUAGUUAAUAAUGCGAACCAUGACGUAGAGUCGCCUAGAUUGUCCGAUUUAAUAGCGCCAAAUGUACUUUUAGAUAGCAACAAAGUCAUGUCGAAGCACUUGCUGUCUCGGCGGCAAUCAUCUCCGUGUUCAUCUGCCAGCUUGAAUUUAAUGAAUGAUGAGAACAGCAAGACAUUCGAAUUGGAUCAGUUGCUCGAAGCUAUUCAAAUAUUGUCAGGAACGCAGAAAGACACUACUUCCACCUGCAAUGUGAAAUUGAGAAAAAAUAUUUCCUCCGACGUGAAGAGUAACGCUUGCACUUCCAAUGGAGGUUCCACUGCACUUUCAUUGACACAGGAAGGCACUUCGUCAUCAUCUGCAAACACGACAGUAACAGCGGACACCGUUCCUAGUCCCAAUAACUAUAGCUGGUCGCCGGCAUUGUAUCAGCAUACGCAUGCGCAGAAAGCUGUCCUAGAUCUGGCAGUACAAGGUUCUUCGAGUGAUAUUCCUAGUAAAAGUAACCUUGAUAAAUCUACAGAAGAAGCUGCCAGUUCGCCGUAAUAAUUUAUAAUUCAAGUAUAUAUUGUAGCAAAUUUGUUCUGUGAUUUCUACUUUGUUUUAAUUAUAAUUGCGAAAGAUUGACGAGAGAGAAGCAUUUUGUGUUCUGUCAAACAAAAUGGUUCUGAAAUAACUGUACGUCUACAUGAAAUGCGUCUGACUUUUGUCAGAGAUGCACGUGUUGUUUUAGAUUCACCGCAUCAUCUCAAACAGUAUGUAUAUACGGAAAAUUAUAAUUAAUCGCUUUACUUUU
Messenger RNA from Odontomachus brunneus, 3913 nucleotides. RefSeq lists its product as uncharacterized. The transcript has 16 exons. The coding region runs from base 373 to 3663 and encodes 1096 amino acids. Gene Ontology annotation, biological process: protein autoubiquitination; negative regulation of centriole replication. Gene Ontology annotation, molecular function: zinc ion binding; ubiquitin protein ligase activity; ubiquitin protein ligase binding. Gene Ontology annotation, cellular component: peroxisome; aggresome. The record is from RefSeq and is a predicted model, not a curated record. NCBI's taxonomy places the organism in Eukaryota, Metazoa, Arthropoda, Insecta, Hymenoptera, Formicidae.